CUUGCAACCUGGUACUAUUGAGUGCUCUGUUGAUGGACCUCUCCAAGUAACGCAUCCUGCACAGCAACGCCAGGUCCACCGACAAGUAGUAGCUGUCCUUCUGAUCGUUGACUGCGAGCGAAAGUGCCGCCCGGAACGUCGUAUCGGAUCACCGCUACCUCCACCUUUGAGCCCUUCCGCAACACAUCAAGCGACUGCGCUAUCCAUCCACGAUGUCACUGUCCGACCUCUCGCAGGGCUCCGUCGACCAGAUGGUCAACCACUUCGACCCCAAUAGCAAGCUUGAUGGGCCUAUCUGCCAGAUUCUCAGUAUCAAAAAGAUCCCUCCGUCUAACCCCGGAAGCGCGGAGCGGUACAGAGUCAUCCUCAGCGAUGGAGUGCACUACUGUCAAAGCAUGCUUGCCAUGCAGAUGAAACACCUGGUCGACAAUGGUACCAUCACGCGCAAUUGCCUCGUUCGUGUCUUGGACUACGCGUCGAACCACGUCCAGUCGCGUCGCAUUCUCAUCAUCCUGAACGUCGAGAAGUUUACCGAGUGUGAAUACAGGCUCGGCGCUCCAGCCAACCUUGAAGGCGGUGCUGCCAAGCCUGACGCUGGAGGCGCAGGUCAACAGCCAUCCGAGAGCGCCAAACUGGCAGCGCGGCCGCAACCCGAGUCUACAACAAAUCAAAAGCCGUCUUUCAGCACCAGCAACUACACCCGCUCCAAUGGCUCUGGAGUGCGCAAUGCUAGCACUGGAGUAGGAGGCACCAAGUCUAAGCUGCCAGUGUACCCGAUCGAAGCCUUGUCGCCUUACCAGAACAAAUGGACCAUCCGUGCCCGCGUCACAUACAAGGGGGACAUUAAGCACUAUUCAAACGCCAGGGGAGAAGGCAAGCUGUUCUCGGUCAACCUAUUGGAUGAGAGUGGCGAGAUCCGUGCAACAGGGUUCACGGAAACGGUCGACAGGUUCUACAAUCUACUCAAAGAGAAUGGCGUCUACUACAUCAGCAAAUGCAAAGUCGUGAUCGCCAAGAAGCAGUUCAGCACCCUCAACAACGAGUACGAGCUACAAUUCGACAAUCAUACUGAGAUUGAGGAGUGCACGGACAAUGUCGACGUCCCGUCGGUUUCGUACAACUUUGUGCCACUUGACCAACUCGAGGCAAUCGAGCCGAAUCAGACAUGUGACGUGCUAGGUGUCGUGGAGAAGAUCGGCGAGCUUGGCGAGAUCAUCUCGCGUGCGACACAGAAACCUGUCGCCAAGCGCGAGCUGACGCUGGUGGACUCAAGCGGGAUGAGCGUGCGUGUCACGCUGUGGGGCAAGUCGGCCGAGAACUUCCGCACGGACGAAGAAAGACCGAUUAUCGCAUUCAAAGGUGUCAAGGUCGGUGAUUUCGGUGGACGCAGUCUAAGCAUGCACUCCGGAAGCACAAUGCACGUGAAUGUUGAAACACCCGAGGCCUACUCACUCAGGGGCUGGUAUGAGACCGAGGGCGCCAAGUCCAACUUCAAGAGCUAUUUGGGCGGCGGCGCCGGUGCUAGUGCCGGUGGGGGACCUGCUGGCAGCAACCUGGACGAGCGCAAGACCAUCUUCCAGGUCCGCGACCAGGAGUUGGGCAUGAAUGACUCCGACCGGCCAGACUUCUUCAACAUGCGCGCAAUGGUCGUUUAUAUCAAGGCUGACAACCUCUACUACACAGCGUGCCCGAGCGACAACUGCAACAAGAAAGUCAACCUCGACGUCGACGGCUGGCGCUGCGAGAAGUGCGAUCGCAGCUACGAGGCUCCGCAGCAUCGGUACAUCCUGACCGCUAACGUCGCGGAUCACACGGGUCAGAUCUGGAUCAGCGGGUUCAACGACGUGGGCGAAGAGUUGAUCGGUAUGACCGCCGAUCAGCUCGAUCAGCUCAAGCAGGAGAACGAGAGCGAAAGUGCCGCGGUGCUCAAGCGCGUGUGCGGCAAGAGCUAUUUGUUCAACUGCCGCGCGAAGCAGGACACAUUCAAUGACCAGGUGCGCGUGCGCUAUACUGUCACGAAGCUCGCGCAUACCGAUUUCAGAAAGGAGGGGAAUCUGCUUGCCGAUGCGAUUUCCAAACUUCUGUAAUGAGCGCGUUUGACGGCCAACAUGCAGACGAAAACGAAUCAUGUGCAUAUGAUCCAUUCACUCGGUGUAUGGUAUGUGAAGUAGGAACAGAUUUGCGCGGUGGAUGCCCAACACUUGAGCCAUGCGAAAGUGUACGGCGAGAAAGAGAAUGUGCGACGCUCAAAGUCACCGUGCUGCCACUCAGAGACUCCUGCGAAGCGAGGGAGAUACCUGGAAGCAAGCCGGCCGGCUUAAAUUGAGGUCCAUCCGUUCCCCUCCUCGGAGCUCGAGCGGCACUGGUAUACAGUGACGAGCAAGCGCGAAAGAGGUCGAAGGGAUGCGGUUGGCUCUUGGUCCUGCGUUACUGCUUCUCCCACAUGGGAGGAAGCAGGCCUGCAGCUCUCCUCGGCUGGAGAAAGUAGAGGAGGAGAGCAGCACCCCAUGAAGGAAGCGCCCGGGCGAGG
Tilletiaria anomala UBC 951 is the source of this 2530-nucleotide messenger RNA. Its product is annotated as replication factor-a protein. Gene Ontology annotation, cellular component: nucleus. Lineage: Eukaryota; Fungi; Basidiomycota; Exobasidiomycetes; Georgefischeriales; Tilletiariaceae. Gene Ontology annotation, biological process: DNA repair; DNA recombination; DNA replication. The transcript is spliced from 4 exons. Gene Ontology annotation, molecular function: DNA binding. Bases 213 to 2087 code for a protein of 624 amino acids. The record is from RefSeq and is a predicted model, not a curated record.